AUGAGCCACCAAAGAUAUCUAUCCCACGAUCCCGUCAAGGAACCCCAUUCCGUAUCCGUCAAAGUCCUACGCCUAUCAUGUCCCUCUCUCGUGUCGCAAUACCCGAUUGAGCCGCCCUUCAAGGCCUCGACCGCUACUACAUCCUCGCCUUCUCCUCCUCCUCUGCCCGCAUCGCUCGCCUACCGCCCCAGCGCCGCGCCAGCAACCACGACGAACCCGUCCCCCUUCCUGCUCAGCCCGAUCCUCAACCUGCCCGUGUCGUUUGGCUCCGCGUACGUCGGGGAGACGUUUAGCUGUACCUUGUGCGCCAACAACGACCUCACCGCGGACGACACGACAAAAAAGACAAUUCGCGAUGUGCGCAUCGAGGCCGAGAUGAAGACGCCCGGGCAGGGCAAGGCGCAGCGGCUCGAGCUCGGGCCCGCUGCCACCACCACCACCACUGCUGAUACGGACGCCGAUGGCGGCGCGGUCGCGGUCGCGGAUCUGGCGCCAGGCGGCACCCUGCAAAAGGUCGUCUCGUUUGACCUCAAGGAGGAAGGGAAUCACGUGCUUGCCGUGACGGUGAGCUACUACGAGGCCACCGAGACCAGCGGCCGGACGCGCACCUUCCGGAAGCUGUACCAGUUCAUCUGCAAGGCGUCGCUGAUUGUGCGCACCAAGGUCGGCGUGCUGGAUCCCCCGGCGGCCGCCCCGCGCGGCAAGAGGCGGGCGGGAGGCGCGUCUUCGCCGCUGCGGCGCUGGAUCCUGGAGGCGCAGCUGGAAAACUGCAGCGACGACACGAUGCAGCUGGACAGGGUCGUCAUGGAGCUGGAGCCGGGCCUGGCCUACCGCGACUGCAACUGGACGACGGCGCCGCCGCGCGCGGAGGCGAGCAAGCCCGUGCUGCACCCCGGCGAGGUCGAGCAGGUGUGCUUCGUGGUCGAGGCACUGUCGCGCGCGGCGCAGGUGGCGCGCGGCGCGGACGAGGAGGACGCCGUGGACGUGCUGGCCAGGGCCGCCGAGGCCGGAGGGCCGGACGCGAGGGUUCUGUUUGGCGUGCUGGGCAUCGGGUGGCGUGGGGAGAUGGGCAAUCGCGGGUUCCUGUCGACGGGCAAGCUGGGCACGCGGGUCGUGCGGUGA
Messenger RNA from Akanthomyces muscarius, 1122 nucleotides. RefSeq lists its product as uncharacterized. Bases 1 to 1122 code for a protein of 373 amino acids. Lineage: Eukaryota; Fungi; Ascomycota; Sordariomycetes; Hypocreales; Cordycipitaceae. The record is from RefSeq and is a predicted model, not a curated record. The transcript is spliced from 2 exons. Gene Ontology annotation, cellular component: TRAPPIII protein complex.